AUGCAGAGACGUGUGGACCCCGAAGAUGGCAGAGCCCACACCCUGGAGGAGAUGAUGCUCAAGUACAAGGGAACCUACACCCGAAGUGAGAUUGAGAGCUACUUUAGCUCAGAGUGCCAGCUGGCAGACGAUGCCAAACAACUCCCUGCAACGGCGGAUCAGGCUUCUGGUGAGAUCAAAGGUCUUCGGCAGUGGCUUCGCGAAGUUGGGUAUGAGCACUGUAUGGAGCGGGUGGCACACUGGUGUGAUGAGAAUGGGGCCGUGCUUUUGGAGGAGGUCCAGGAGAACUGGGAGGAAGUCGUUGGCGAAUUGAAGCUGGAGAAGACAGCAUCUCCAUGUGUGAAUCAAGGUGAUGAAGCCACACUCCAAGUACCUGGUUUGUCUGAGUGGCUGGAAGAAGUUGAGCUGGAGGAAUAUUUGGAGGAUGUUUUGGAAUGGUGUCAAGAGCACGGCGUUCGAGCGCUGAAGGAGAUCCAGGCGAAGUGGGAGGACAUCCUGCAAGACUUAAAGCUGAAAACUGCCAAAGAGCAGUUACCUGGAAAGCGCGUUUCAGUUCGUGUGCUCAAGGGCAAGUGGCAGGGAAGCUACAUGGCACAGGUCCUGGAUGUUACUGGAACAGGCAUUCAGAUUCGUCAUUUGGAGGAUGAUUAUGAGGAGACGUUACCACUGGAUGCGCUUGGCGGAGGGAAGUAUUUGCUGGAGCCUGUAGACUCAGACGAUGAGGAGGCCACGGGUGACGUGAGGGAGCUGCUCAGGACAGGCCAGCUGCGUGUGGAUGCCACAGGUGCAGGUUUGCAGCUUCGCUGGGUCAAGCUCGGGUAUGCUGUGGACAAGGUUGAAAGGCAGCCUGGGCAAAAGGAUCUACGCCAAGGAGACGUCGUCCUGGCCGUUGGUGGCUCACCUCUGACUGGCCUGGACGAAGACACCGUGGAGGAGCGCUUCAGCACCGCUUUCGGCGAUGGAGCGAGCUUGGUGGUUGGAUGCCUGAGCGAACUGAUGAAGCAUCCGAUAGAACAGGAAACAGGCAUUAAAGGUUCAAGCGGCAUCAUGGGCCCGAGGCUUCUUCAUCUCUUCGAAAGGCCGAUUAAAGGCCUUGCAGACGUUGCAAAGGACGGAGAAGCAGGCGCAAAGGACCAGAGUCCGUUUGGCCCGGGCGGGAUAUAUCACGAAAAGCAAGUCGGCUCCCUGUGCGCCAUUCACUGCGUCAACAAUAUGCUCCAGGGUCCGCUGUAUGAAGACCAUGAUUUCCGAUCCGUUGCAAGAACCUUGGACGAGCGGGAACGAAGCUUGAUGAAGGGUGCCGAUUUGGAUUUUGGCAAUGCUCGGUAUGAUGGUUUCUACAACGUGCAGGUGGUGCAGGAGGUGUUAAGGCGGGCCGGCUACGAGAUGACCUCGGUCUCGGCCGAGGCUGCGAAGGACGGCGUCGCGAGAGCCAAGGAGAAGGCGUUCAUCUGCAACAAGCAGGAACAUUGGUUUUCCGUACGAAGGCUUGGCCAGGAGUGGUUCGACCUCAACAGUUGCAUGUCGGUGCCCAAACACUACACCGACAGUGAUUUGGAAUGGCUCAUCAAGGAAGCAGUCAGCGAUGGUUACAGCGUCUUCCGCGUUCGAGGUGACUUCCCAAAGUGCGCCUUGGAAGACGACCACAAGAAGCUAGUCGAAGCGAAAGAAGGCUGUGGUGGACCACGUACCGGCUACAGCCUGUAUGCCGGUUCUGGGCAAACUUUGACAAGUCCGGGCGCAAAAGCUGCUGCUGCCCCGCCAUCGGAUGCUGCCGCGCUGCGAGCGGCCAGACUUGCUCGACUGGGAGGAGGAGGCGCUGCGCCUUCCCCGCCGCCUCCUGCAUGA
Molecule: messenger RNA, 1848 nt
Organism: Symbiodinium natans
Lineage: Eukaryota; Dinophyceae; Suessiales; Symbiodiniaceae
Source: the annotation of a GenBank genome assembly